GCGGGGCUUCAUCAUGGCGGCGGAGUUUCGCUCUCUGUCCAUUAAAUAUCGUCACUAGUCAUGAAUUAUAUCAUAAUAGUGCAUUUAAACAGCGUCUUUAUCCGCUGAAGGACAUUAUAUAACAUUUACUGUUAUCGCGAGUGUUGUUUGUGGAUAUUAGUGACAGUGGACCUCUCUGGUUUUCUUUAUUUCACUUGGCUGCUUCCCUGGAUAGUUUGACAGUGAAAUGUGUUUCAGGUAGUUGUAAUCAGUGGUGUUCCGCAGGGCUCCAUCAUCGGCCCUUCCAAGUUUCACUCAGCUGCAGUCAGAAUGUCCUCCACAAUGGUCCCCAAACCUUCUUCUGCUCUCUCAGGCCUGGACAACCUCUCCAUCUCAUCCCUGCUGUCAGGAGACCUGGAGGAGGACAGUGAAAAUGAGGACUGUGAUCUGGCUGACCUGGAAGUGAACCCAUACGAUGGGCUGCCAUACUCCUCACGUUACUACAGUCUGCUGGAGGAGAGGAAGCAGCUGGCUGUGUGGAGUGUGAAGUUCAGUCUGUUGGAGCACAUGGAGUCUCACAGUAUGAUCGUUCUGAGCGCAGACGGAGGAACAGGGAAGAGCACGCAGGUGAUGAAACACGUUCAUUUGCAGUGCUGCAGGUUGUUUAGGGUGUCAGAUGUGUAACGCCAAAUUCAAGCUGCAUUUACAAUAACUUGUAAAUAUGAUAAAGUGAACUAAGUUUUUGUUUUAAUAAAAGCUAGUUAUUAUUCUCUAAUUGCAAUGUUAUUACAUUGUAGUAACUUAUGAAGGCCAUCCCUCUAAUGACUAAUAAUGGAUUUUUGAAAAGUGGUUAAUUCAUUCAUCAAGGGUGUUACGGUUAAAGAAAUGUUACAGGUUCAGUACUCUUGAGAGUUUCUUUGGCAGGCUUUUGAUUACCACAGAAAAUAAUUUUUAAUUUCUUGUACUUCAGUUUGUACAAAAAAUAGAAAUUGCAUUAAUAGUAAUGUAUUUUCAAUGCACAUCUCAGGGGGAAAGCAGUGGGAAAAACUUUAAUAUACACUGUGUUGAAAGCCACAAGACUGAAAAAUGAUAAGUGUGUGGGAUAAAACCUUUGAACAAGAAGACCAAAGACCAGGGAAAUCACUCAGCUAUCAGUAAAGCACUAUUAACAUCAUGGAUCGUGGAACGCAUUAAAACAUUUCACAUACAGAGAUAGACAUAUCACAUAUAAACACUCUUGUGCUCCCUUAGUGACAAUAAUGCAUGUUUACUGUUUUGGAAACCAUCCACGGCAAAGGCAGGUUCAAUUUUCUUG
Messenger RNA from Xyrauchen texanus (razorback sucker), 1294 nucleotides. Its product is annotated as putative pre-mRNA-splicing factor ATP-dependent RNA helicase DHX32. The coding region runs from base 310 to 663 and encodes 117 amino acids. Lineage: Eukaryota; Metazoa; Chordata; Actinopteri; Cypriniformes; Catostomidae. The transcript is spliced from 2 exons. The record is from RefSeq and is a predicted model, not a curated record.